Molecule: messenger RNA, 931 nt
Organism: Ilex paraguariensis (yerba mate)
Lineage: Eukaryota; Viridiplantae; Streptophyta; Magnoliopsida; Aquifoliales; Aquifoliaceae
Source: the annotation of a GenBank genome assembly
AGUUCGUCACAUGGCCCAUAAUAAGUAGCUUUCGUCCAUGGAGAUGGAGUCAGUCAGACCAAGCAAUUCUCUUUGCUCUCUCUCUCUCUCUGUCUCUGCUCGCUUGACCCUCUCUGCGUUGAACCCUCGAAGACCCUAAUCUGUGGUGGUUAUUUUCUAUUUGGCGGGAAAAAAAUGUCAGGCAAAGGAGCGAAAGGUUUGAUAAUGGGGAAAUCCUCAUCCGCCAUAAACGGAGCAAACAAGGACAAGGACAAGAAAAAGCCCACCUCUCGCUCCUCUCGCGCUGGUCUUCAGUUCCCAGUGGGUCGGGUACACCGUCUCCUGAAGACAAGGGUUUCUGCUAAUGGAAGGGUUGGAGCAACAGCUGCUGUUUAUACAGCAGCCAUAUUGGAGUAUCUGACUGCUGAAGUACUGGAGUUGGCAGGCAAUGCAAGCAAAGAUCUGAAGGUAAAGCGCAUAACACCAAGGCAUUUGCAGCUUGCCAUUCGGGGAGACGAAGAGCUUGACACCCUCAUCAAAGGAACCAUAGCUGGUGGUGGAGUUAUCCCACACAUCCACAAGUCACUCAUCAAUAAGUCUUCCAAGGAGUAGUUCAUAAUCUGUUUAUGCUGGUUUUUAAUUCGUAGUCUUGAACCCAAGAAGAAUGCAUGAAAAUCACUGGCAGAGUACCAUGCGAGGUGCCCCCCCCCCUGCGGGUAUUGUGGCAUUAGGAUGGAACUUGUAUUCUUUCUCAGACAGUAUUUUUAAUCAUGAAGGGUCAUAAUGUGCAAUAUGGGUUUUUGGAUGUUUAGUAUCUAGUUAUGCCAUAUGUAAUCUAAGCUCCAAAGUCUCCAUCACUCCCCGGAAAGCUGGGACUUUCUGGUGUGCUCUGUAUGGAUCGACUUGUAAACCCCCUCAUUGGAUUUCCUUCCAUGCGCAUCAUCAGUUUGUC